UUCGUUGAUGAGAGGUGCAAGUAUUCAGAUGUUGUCUUUUUGUCCCCCUGUCGCCCACCAGCCUCGGUUUUCUCAGCCGGAGCGCAGAGCUGCGGAAGGAGGGAGGGGUUUGAGCCGCGCCGGGAAACUAGAGGCUCGAUGCAGCCUCCGCCGAGUGAAGUCAGGCUGUCUCCAGACCGCAAUGGCUAUGGGUCUAACGUCGAAAAAAUCCUCUUCUAGAAACAGCGGCGUGGAACGCAAGAAUCUCAUCACCGUCUGCAGGGCUCUGUGGGACUGCACCAGAGCUGCACUUUACCGGUCGGUUGGUACAGAGCAGUUUUCUGUGAAGACGUUGUUGGAAAAGUACACUGCUGAGCCUAUUGAUGACUCAUCAGAGGAGUUCAUCAACUUUGCGGCAAUUUUGGAACACAUCCUCAGUCAUCGUUUCAAAGGUCCAGGUGGUUGGUUCAGUUCUGAUGGCCAGAGGAGUUUCUGGGACUAUAUCCGUCUGGCCUGCAAUAAAGUCCACAACAACUGCAUCAGUAGCAUUGAGUGCAUUGAGAACAUUAGCACGUCACGAGCAAAGGGACGAGCCUGGAUUCGCGUAGCUUUGAUGGAGAAGCGUUUGUCUGAAUAUGUAGCCACUGCUUUAAGAGACACUCGGACUACAAGGAGAUUUUAUGAUGAUGGUGCCAUAAUGCUAAGGGAGGAGGCUACCGUUCUGACAGGGAUGCUAAUUGGACUAAGUGCAAUAGACUUCAGUUUCUGUCUAAAAGGAGAAAUUUUGGAUGGAAAGACACCUGCAGUGAUCGACUACACACCUUACCUGAAGUUCACCCAGAGCUAUGACUACCUGAGUGAUGAAGAAGACCGCCGCAGUGUGGACAGCAGUGCCAGUGAUGAGAGUGUAGCCGAGCAUCCUUACAUUCCUUUGGUCACAGACGAAGAGACCUGGAGCAACAAAUGCCGAAAGAUGGAGCAAAGAUUCAAGAUUGUCUAUGCCCAAAAGGGUUAUUUAGAGGAACUGGUCCGCUUGAGGGAAUCCCAGCUGAAGAAUGUAGAAACUGAGAACAAGAGGCUAGAUGCUAAACUAGAGGAACUACAGGUCCAGAGUCGACAAGAGAAGAAAGAACUGGAGGCCAUUAUACUGGAGCUACAAGCACAACUCACUGGCAUAAUUCCUCGUGAGUCCUCUCAUUUGGUAAAAGGACUGUCUAUUCCAUUCAUUAACAAAUGCACAACUGCACAACCCGCCAACAACAAAGGAAAUGUAAAGCUGUUCCGUCGGAGAAGUUUUCACAGUUUGGACCUCUCAGUCGAUGUGAGUUUGAACUCUGACUCUCAGAAGGAAGAUGACAAUCCGAAUGGAGACACAGCCUGGUCAGCAGCUAAAGAUAACACUCCCUCUAUGCUCGGUCUAUGUGGUUCUUUGGCUUCUCUACCUAGCUGUAAGUCACUGGCAAGUCUCAAAUCCAGUGAGUAUUUGGUCAACAUCAGCACAGAGCCAAGUCCUGCCCUGUCUCCUAGCUAGGGGGCGCCAAAUUCUCAGUCUCAGCUGUACUUUCCUCCAAGAGACACCACGGCUGUCCUACCAAUAUGCUUCAAAGAUCCCAGUAAGCUGAAACAACGUAAUAUGUAUACUUGGUGUUCUAUCUGAAUUUGGUUUUUGUGACGUGUAAGAUCUUAAAAAUCCAUGAACGACAACCCCUCCAGCACUCUCUUAUUUUCCUAUCUUUACCUGACAACUUAUUCACUCUUGUCUUCCACCCUUCAGUCUUCUUCAGCAUGUUUGUGUCUGUAACAUUCCCUGAGCCUGAUAUUAGAGCCCAAAGGCACAGCAGCUUAUCUCUGUUAGUUCUGAACUCAUUAGUCCUUGAACACAAAACUCAAGACUUGGCAGUUAUUUAUUAUUCAUAAAUUCAGCUGAAUGAAUAUGAACAUACAGAGUGGCACAUCUGUUCAUGCUACCCACAGUUGAAUCUCAAAUUUAGACAUAUUGCAUUUCCUAUACUUAUUAAUAAAUAAUAUGAUGGAAUAAAAGAGAGACCAAGGAAAGACCUGUUGCCUGUAUCUGCAUGUCAAAUGCGCUUUAUUGAGGCUGUAAAUGCCUCAGCUGACUCUAUGUACUUGCUCCUUUGACAGUUAUAUUAUGUGACUGGAAGUAACUGCAAGUGUUGUCAGCUAAAUUAAAAUCUCUUGUCAUAUUUAUCUUAUUGAUGUUGCUUCAUUUCUUGUAUUUCUUCAGUUUCUGUAUGUAUACAUGACUGUCUAUUUUGUUAUGCGGUGGCAGUGCUCUGCGGUUUUGAAUGUUAAUAAACGAUUCUUUUAUCUCAA
Molecule: messenger RNA, 2313 nt
Organism: Cyprinus carpio (common carp)
Lineage: Eukaryota; Metazoa; Chordata; Actinopteri; Cypriniformes; Cyprinidae
Product: RUN domain-containing protein 3A-like
Exons: 12
Coding region: 8-1510 (500 amino acids)
Cellular component (GO): cytosol
Source: RefSeq, a predicted model, not a curated record